AGCUGUAGCUACAUCUUUACCUUCGGUGGGUUGGUAGAUUGGUAAUAAAUAAUAAAUGUUAGGAAAUUACAGCAUCAGUUGUGGGAUAUAAUUGUUAUUCUACCCAGAUUUUUAAUUCUCUCUUUCUGCAGUAUCAGUACUUGCUUUUUUUAAAAUCUCAUAUUUCUGUUCUGUUUUCAAUAAGCAGUAGAAUAUAUAAAUUUUAUAAAGUAAAAACACUGUUGAGUCUGUUAUAGGUAAACAGAACAGAGGUAAGGAGGAGGCGUUGGGUAGGUAUGUUGUUACUCUUUCUUUUCCUGUUUUAUUUUGUAAUCCCUGUUAUCAGUGUUACUUUUUGUUUUUCCUAGUCUUUGACCCUUCAGUCUGCUCCAAAAUGACAAGUCAAUUAGAGUCUAACUGUAGUUAUUAAGCUCCCCCUUGCGAAAAUGUUUUUGAAAUCUUAAUAGUCAGGCUUUCCAGUAGGUCUUGUAUUGUAUUGUAUGUUCAGUAAUAUCCUCCUGUAUGGUUUUUUUUUUUUUUUACCGAUUCUCUUAUUUUCUCCCUUUGCUGCAUUUGCUUUUCGCUAAUAGUCUUUAAAGUUUUAUCAUUGUUGACCAUAGCACACACACAAUGUAGCUAUUUGACUUCUAUACUUUGCAUGUAGUGCACAUAAUGUACUUUAAGUUGUGACAUUAGUAGUUUUAUAUAGGCUGAGUGGGACAGAGUGAGACUGGGUGUACUUGGAAACCAUAAAAAGGAACAUGGGGAAAAAAAGUCUUGUAAAGCUAUAUGUGUUUUUGUAUAGAUCUGUUAAUCCAAGGUACAAACCAAAUGAAAUAUUUACUUUGGGCCAAGCUGUUAAAGUUCAAUCUGGAACAAGGAACACAGAUAGUAAAAUGAAAGUGGUUGUGCAAUGUGAGGCAGAAAAGCUGGUGGCAGAUGAACUAGAUAAACUGAAACAAUACCCCGAUUCAGAUGAGAGACAGAAGUAGUCAAAUGAGGCACCGCUCCUUCCUUUAGAAAUAUUACAUCAGAGCAGAGAGUAUGCACACUGUAUCACCUGUGCUCUGUCAGCAGCUCACAUAUGGAUGUGGAUGGAGAAGAGGUCGGGUGUUGAGCUGAAUAUGGAACCACAGGAAGGAGGGGGCCUGAAGGAGCUGGUGCUUCGAUGGUUUACUGAGACACAGGCACCGCUCAUCCAGCACAAUGGAAACUUCCCUGACUGGUUUCAAGGUCUUGCUACAAGAAAGGAAGCAGAGGAUCUACUGAGGGAUAAAACUAUGGGAUGUUUUCUCAUUCGUCUCAGUGAUAAAGCUUUUGGCUACAUCCUGUCCUACAAGGGUAAUGACCGGUGCCGCCAUUUUGUUAUCACCCAAAAUCAAGAUGGACAUUUUAUCAUAUCAGGAGACUCUCAGACAUACGGCAGUCUCACCGAGCUGAUCCAACACUACAAGGUCAGCGCCAUCCAGCCCUUUGGAGAAUAUCUGACCUCCAGCUGUAAUGAGGUGGACACAAAUGAACUGUAUGAUGUGGUGAACUAUAACACCAAACAGAUGUCUGGGGUGAGCGUGCAGGCACUGCGGACUCUGUGGGAUCAGAAAAGUGAUCAUCACAGCCAUAUGGGUACUAAUCAAAGGAUUCAGCAGCAAAAUGACCCUCCUGCAGUGCAGCCACCCAUACUACCACCCAAAUCCACAGCCAGAAAGCUGACGGGGACGGUGUCUGUGGAUGCAAUGUCUCUUUCCCAGGGUAUGCCUCCAGGACCAAAAAGAGGGAUUCCUCUAGGAUUUACCCUGAGUGGUUCCUUGCCUGAUACAACUUCACAUCCAAUGAAAUCCCAGAUGGACGCAUACAGAGCAGACGGAAUCAUGGCAAACACAAAUUCAGCAGUAAUGUCUAACAAAGACUCAGUUGAUACAACUGACACAAUGUAUCCUGGUGAUCUUUUUCCUGGCAUCACAACCUCUCAGUCGACACAGGUAGAGAGCAGGAGCAAAUCCCUACCACAACUGGACAACAACACCACAGAGGAGGAGUACUCCAACCAGCUCAGCAGCCUAUCUCUGACAUCGCCUGUCCCAGUAAAGAAGGUUACCUGCCAAACCUAUUCUCUCCAUGCACCCCAUGAAAGCGUGAUCAGGUCAGAGGAAGGUGAUCAGGAAAUAUCAAGAUCCAACCCUCUGUACCAGACCUCUGAGGGGUCUGAAAGCCGUUCAACCCAGCAAGGAGAUGACAUGUAUGCUGAGGUUCCUCCGGCGACAACUCCUGCUAGGCUGCGAGAUGACACCUACGAGCAGAUCCCUGGUGAGGCAGCCACUGUUCAAGGCAACACUUAUGAGACACUGGAUGACAUGAAGACCAAGAAGUCAAAGUCCACCUGGAGUAAAAGUAAUAUGAAGUGGAAGAAAUUCCUACCCGACUAUAAGAAGAAAUAAAUGCAAAAUCAGUUGUGGAGAACCUCCUUACUUAAUAUAAAUGAGAUGAACAUUGCCUCCUCCGGUUAUUUGUUCUAAUAUGCAGAUGACUGUGUGCUGUGAGUGACUUAGGGAUAGCGAUAAAGUCAAGAUAGGAGGCUUAAAAAAAUCCUAUUUUACACAUAGGUAAGAUUAAGAAAAUCAAAGCUACAAAAACCCUGACCUGGACAGACGAAGCUUUUUUGGGACUGAAGGCCAAUCACAAAUGUUUUCAAAAAGGAUUGGUUUUGCCUGAGGUUGGGUCCUUGGAUAUGAACAAAGUCUCAUCUGUAGCACCUUCUGUUAAAUACUUGCAUUUUAUUGUUGACAAGAAUCUCAGCACUGCUGCCAUGGAUUCAAAUGGGCAAAAGGUUUGAAAUCAUUACGUUAGGUCCUGAUCUUAGCCCUGUUUUAACUCACAUCAUCAGAUCCUUUGAAUCUUCAUCCUCAAAUCAAACCUGAUCUCUUAAACCAAACUCAGGGCUGUAACACACAAAAACGUUUAUAAAUAUUCUUAUUUACUCACAAUUUAUUACAAUGACUUAUUGUCAGCAGAUUAGACAAGUGGUCUCCUUUGUCUCCGACCAUUAUUGUGAAGCACUUUGUGGUUUUUAUCCUGUGUAGAGUGCUAUUUAAAUCAAUAAAGUGAAGUAAAGACCAACUGACAAUGAGGCUGCUGGUUAUGGGCUAACCACAUCACUAGUCACAUCAUGUCAGGAUUAAUUUUCUAGGUGUCUGAGUCAAACAAUGUUAGAUCAAAGUUUUAUGAAUGCCAGCUAACAGCAACAAAACGGCAGUGCUUACUGACAGAAAGAUUCAGGAUAUCCUGAGCAACUCAAUUCAGUAUUGUGAUCGGAUAGAAGUGAGCUCUACUGAUAGAUCCACCCAUCUUGGACAGAUUUCUCAGUUUUACAGCCUUCUCCAGAGUAAAUAGACAUAUUGACAUAGUAAACUUGGCUAUCUGAGUUUAAAUAACAUAUAUGUGAAAACAGUAUGCCACUUCCUAACCAAUGAAGAGACAACAUUUUUCAAAAGUGUAUCCGCUCCAAGAAAGGAGCCAAGAUGCUGAAACAAACUGAUACGUACUCGGCCCUGGAUCAUUAAGGGCAACUGUGCUGCAGUACGAGAUGAGACAACCAUACCUAAGUACACCCAGUACUUUGAAGAGCUUAGAAAUGCUCCUGUUGUUAUUUUUCUACGUGUCCUUUGGCAUCAGUGUCUUGACCCACUGACACCAGCAAUAAUAGGUUUAGGGAAAAGAUUGUGGUUUUAGGUAAAGUAAACUGACAAACAGCAGGGUAAAAAGUGAAGCCAGUGCAAAAUCAACAAAACUCCAAAUCCUACAGUGGGUGAUUUUAAAAAGAAGUUAGUCAGUAAAAAAUAAAUAAUAAAGUGUGCUAACACAGGUAGCUAUAGCUACUAGCUAUCUGCAGGUCUCAAUUCUUCAACUAUCUUUAAUUAUUGUUUUUUAUGUAAAUGGUUUACAGGCACCAUGAUACUGAAAAAUGCAGCCGAUUAGUACACUCUGUCUUACAUUCACUUGUUGGAAUCACUGAACUGAUCUCUUGGUCAUUUUUUGUGCUGUCUGGAAUUAGAUUUAUGCCAGUUACUAAUUAUUUAAUUUGUAAGAUGACCAUUCAUCUCAUAUAUUACUGAUAAUAUCCAUAUUUUCCAUAUUUUAUUUGUUGUUUGUCAUAACUUUGAUUUUUCUCUUUCUCAUCAGUUCAAAAAGUUGUGGCAGAUGUGAGUUUUCUCUAACCUGCUUCAAGUGCUUGCUCAUAGGUUAAUGUUGGGUCUUUCACUGUGUAAUAUAAAUUGCUUUUUGACAGUCAUCACUGUAAUAUUGUGCUAUAUGAAGAAAAUAAAACUGAAUUGAAUGGGUUUUUUCCACUGUAGUUAUAAAAGUUCACAUCUUUCUACAGUGGAUCACUGAAACCUGUUUUUUGUUGAUUAUUAUUUGUGUAGUUUGAUUAAACUGUCAAAUUCAAGUCUG
Molecule: messenger RNA, 4425 nt
Organism: Oreochromis aureus
Lineage: Eukaryota; Metazoa; Chordata; Actinopteri; Cichliformes; Cichlidae
Gene: sh2d7
Exons: 6
Coding region: 1068-2414 (448 amino acids)
Cellular component (GO): cytoplasm
Source: RefSeq, a predicted model, not a curated record